GGCGCGCACGGUUUCGGAGUGGGUGUUUCUCUGUCGCGGAAGUAUAAUCGGCGAUUUAAAUGGAGGUCCGUCGUGAAACGAUAGUCGUGUGAUCGACAUGCCGAGUAGGCACACUGCGAGAAAGUAAAGUGGUACAAUUCUCCUGAGAAAAUCGCGAAGUUUCGGAAAAAGGAGAAGUGCGCGAGUAUAUCGCGAUAUCGAGAUUUCGACUGUAAAAUCGACUUGUAAGAAGUGCGAUGAAAAUUAGAAAGAAAACUCCGAAAGAACCAUGGCUAAUGUGCUAAAUGUCACUAUCGUGUAUAAAUAAAAACUCGUGCAAUCGCGCUCGAAUGCGAAAUAAAUCGGGACCAAUCGAUAUAUAAAUGAAGAUACUCGUUAUUUGAAGUGCAAGAAUUUUGCGAAAGUUCGUGAUCUUUAACUUAUUUAGAUUUUAGGUAUUUUUAAUCGAGACAGUAUCGAUUAGUCGGAGACUUACAUCGAUCAUGUAGUUGCGAGACGGUGUCUCGAUGAUGAGAAACUGAAUCGCGGAUGGUGUUUUAGAAUUAAGUGGUGCGAAAAACGACAUUUUUCGGCAAUUUUAUUUGGAAACUCUUAGUGUAUAUAUCUAUAAAAGUGUAAGGUGAACGCGAAUAAACGACCAUCCCCUUCGGAUUCAUCUCACGAGAUGAGGGUUCUUCAAACAUUGCUGUCAGACUAAAUCGAAUUAGAUUAGUUUCGUGUUUCCAAACGCAGUUAUAUUAAACGUAUCAUCAUUAUGACAAAGCAACGACAUCGAUCUUUUCACCAAAGAACGCGAUGAAUAUCAAAAACAGGAGACAACAUUCUUUUUAGGGAAGAUGAACGAGAUGGAGCAGAUUCCUGAGGGCUGAGAUCGCGCGGAUCUUCGAGAUGGCUGGUUGGAGAAUGCAACCGACCGCCACGGUACUCGGCGUCAUCGCCAUUGUCAUGAUCACUAUCACUACAUCAGAAACGGAGAGCGGUGCCAUCGAGCAUGGCAUCAAUCAUCUCGACGAGGAAGAUCAACGCUUCGGCGAAAGAAUCGCGACGAAUCGCACCGUUGGUUGGCCUCGUAGUAAUGAUACAGCGGCUCUCGAGGAAGUCAUUUCCGCCUUCGCGGUUGAGUAUUCGACCUCGACGAAGAGCUCGCUCUCGCUCGUUACCGUGAUUGAAGCUCACUUCGAGAACACAUCGAAGAAAUAUGCAGACGACCAGAUGAUAUUCGCCUCCAAGAGAAUCGAGGACUCGGAACAAGCGGAAGAGGCGCUAGCGACGUUGGAGCACGUUGAAGAUUUUCGAGGAACGAAUGAGUCUACGAUAGAAAAGCCAAAGAACGAAUGGCUGACAAUGACGCCGGUGGAGAAAGACGAAGAUGUUACGGAAGCGAGAUUCGAAAGCGAGCACAGAAACGCGGAGGAUAUUAGAGCGAUCUCGUUUCAAGUACCGCCGAAGGACGAGGACUAUCAAGACGGCCGACAACACGGAAAGACUAGCGUCGGCCAGAUGGACGAGACGCGAAAGCUUGGCGAAGCGAGAAAGAAUCAGUCUAGAUCCGCGAACAAUCUACUGCUAGCCGGCAAAUCGACGAAGGCUUUCUACGAAAUAAAACCGUCGAUCAGAACGCUCGAAACGGAACGCAAUCGCGAUCAUCAAUUCCAGACUACCACUCACCGAACGCUAUCGGGCAGGAAGUUUGUCUUGCCCAGCGUCGAUAGCGCCUUCGGUAAAUUUGGUCCGUACUUCGAGGACGGCGAUCGGGAGAUGAAUGUCACCACGAGAAUUGGCAGUACCGUUUUGCUAGACUGCAAAAUCGGCAUGCUAAGCGAUAAAAAGGUGACAUGGGUGCAGCAUGGUAAGGAUUCAUUUCGUCUGUUGACGGUGGGCAGAACGCCAUAUAGCAACGACCAAAGAAUCAGUCUUAAUUUUCGAUAUCCCAGCAAUUGGAGAUUGCAAAUAUUGUAUGCGACCCCGCGCGAUUCGGGAUUGUAUAAGUGCCAAGUUGCCACGCAUCCUCCAUUGGUUAAGAAAAUCAAUGUCGUCGUUACAGCACCGACUCUGACGAUCAGCGAUGAUUCCGGGCGUAUAGUUUCCAAGGAGAGGCAUUUGAAAGCGGGCAGUGUUCUCAGACUCAGAUGUGAGGCGAGGGAUGUGCUAGAAUCGUUGAACGAGUCUGUCGUUUGGACCAGAGGAGACGAAACGCUUAGCGAGGACAUUAGCGAGAACAGAACGAUGGAAAUCUCGGCGGGUAAGGAGGUCCUCGUGAUUGUCAGUACUCUCAUCGUCGAGAGGGCCAGCCCGAGGCACGCCGGGAACUAUAGCUGCAUGGUGCCUGGCAAAGCCAAGACCACCGUCGCAGUCCACGUUCUCAACGGUGAACUGCCAGCCGCCGUGCACGACGGCAACGGAGUUUCGAGAGCGUUCCUUAAUCUUUGGCUGGUUCACCUGACGAUGAGCUAUGUAUUCACCAGAUGACAGUACUAAGAUCAUUUCAUCCGGUGUCUGGAUUUCUGUUCCGGAUGCAUUUGCACGUCGCAACGGAUGCGGACAGGCAGAUGCCACGUGCACAGAUGCAACGAUGCAGCUCAGUGCAAUGAUGCGGCGGAUUGUGUACUCAUCGUCCGGAUUACACAUCAUCACCUCGAUCGGUGGUGAAUCGAUGCAAAUAAAAUCGCAUCGCACGAUCCGAUCUCGUCUCGAUGUGAUCGCAUAGUAUCAUAUGAUACCUCGUAACGAUUUACAAUGCACGGCGCAUGUCUCCGCGAAUAUGAAAUCUCGAGGAACUCGAGCAUCGGAAAUUCAUGCUAUAAUGAUUCCAAAAGGAAUCAAAGUAGUGGAUAAAAAUCAUAGCAGGAAUCCUCAACAAUUUCGAGGAGAUAGUGGACGGAAGAUUCUUCAUUGAGGUAAAAAUUUAUUAAAAGUGGGCCACAUGUAUAGUUUGUUAAGUUACUUUCGUUGAGAUAAGUUGUGAAAUAUCGAAGACUUGAACAUUUUUUGCUCAUCAUUGUCUGAUGGUGAGGAAAAUCCGCGUGUCGAUAAGACCAGACGGAGGUGCUGUGAUGGCGGAGCCAAUGACAGGUUAUAACAUAGUAUCCUUCAGAACUUUAUCUACGAGGAAAUGCCCUUCUUUUGACGCAAAUUCUUAUUUUCUUAAAUACUUGACGUAACAGCGAGAUGAAUUUGUUUACAAUAUUCUUCGUAAACAAAAAGUAAAUACAACUACUAUUAUUAAGAGCGAUAAAGAUUUAUGGUUUAUUGCAGGAUCGAUUAUUACAAAAUAUUAAG
Messenger RNA from Camponotus floridanus (Florida carpenter ant), 3279 nucleotides. RefSeq lists its product as uncharacterized. Lineage: Eukaryota; Metazoa; Arthropoda; Insecta; Hymenoptera; Formicidae. Gene Ontology annotation, cellular component: neuron projection membrane. The transcript is spliced from 11 exons. Bases 889 to 2469 code for a protein of 526 amino acids. The record is from RefSeq and is a predicted model, not a curated record. Gene Ontology annotation, biological process: synapse organization.